Molecule: messenger RNA, 1494 nt
Organism: Sebastes umbrosus (honeycomb rockfish)
Lineage: Eukaryota; Metazoa; Chordata; Actinopteri; Perciformes; Sebastidae
Gene: rrp15
Product: ribosomal RNA processing 15 homolog
Exons: 5
Coding region: 110-988 (292 amino acids)
Biological process (GO): maturation of 5.8S rRNA; maturation of LSU-rRNA
Cellular component (GO): preribosome, large subunit precursor
Source: RefSeq, a predicted model, not a curated record
UCACCUUUAAGCUGUUUGAGAUCCGCCAGUAAUCUGAGAGAAGAAGAAGAAGAGGAACCUUCGUUAGUGUAGUCGCGCUCUGCGGACACAUUUCAGUGUAACACCCACGAUGGCAGCUCUGAUGAAAACACACGUGCAGAUGUCUGGAGACGAUGCACAGCCUCCGCUUGAGGACAACAGUGACCAGAGUGACUCUGAAGGAGGGAGCAACGAGGAUGAAGGGUCAGAUGAUGGAGCGAGUGAUGGAGGAGAAAAUGACGGAGAUGGUGAAGGAGGGAGCGACGACGAAGGGUCAGAUGAUGGAGCGAGUGAUGGAGGAGAAAAUGACGGAGAUGGUGAAGGAGGGAGUAAUGGGGAGGAGGCAGAGAAUGAAGAUGGAGGAGAGGAUAAGGGGGGAGAUGACGGUAACGCCAACGCUGGGUGGGCAGACGCCAUGGCGAAGAUCCUCGCAAAGAAAACCCCCGAGAGCAAAACCGGUAUCCUGACGAAGAGCAAAGAGCUGGACAAGAUGAAGGAGAAAGAAAGACAGGAACAGCUGGAGAGAAAGAAACAGGUUGACAAGAAGCGAGCGUGGGAGAUGAUGUGCAGGGAGAAACCUGACAUAGUGAAGGACCGUGAGACGGAACGAGCUCUACAGAGGAUUUCUACCAGAGGGGUGGUGCAGCUGUUCAACGCCGUCAGGAAACACCAGAAAACUAUCGAUAUCAAGGUGAAGGAAGUCGGUGGCUCAGAGAGGAAGAAGGCCAAGUUACUCUCUUCUGUCUCGAAGAAAGACUUCAUCGAUGUGCUGAGGACGGAGGGAGGCAGCAGAGUCACCGGCAAGACGGAAAAGGACACUGCUGCUGCAGCAGAGGAGAAGCCCGCCUGGAGCGUCCUCACAGACGACUUCAUGAUGGGAGCCACCAUGAAAGACUGGGACAAAGACAGUGACGGAGAGGAGGCUGAUGCACCCUCAGGCGGGGGGGUGGAGGAAAGUGACUCAGACUGACACCGAUCCAUACAGACUGAAGGGACUGUGUACAGCAGGCUGUGAUGCCUUCAGGGACAUUCUGGGGGAAAAAGAAACCCUGACUGACCUACAGAGAACAGCUUCAGCCUCAGGAAUGUCCUGCACAUGUCUGACUCUGGAAAUGAAUACAUGGGAAGAUAAUGUAUCAGGCCCCCCUCCUCCAUCCUCCUGAUCCGUUUGUGGACUGCAUAAGGACAGAGAAAAUCUGAAUAUUGUUCUUUACUGAUUUGUAUACGCAAGAAAACAUUUUUAUAGAGAAGUGAAUGGUUAGUGACUGUAUACAACAUUCUGUACCUGAAGACGUGAAAAGAACGUGGAGACGGGAUGUAACAGACAUCGAGCCUGGGGGAACAAAAAGAAGCUCCUCCAGCAUCAGUUUUGUCUACAUACUAUUUUAUUACUCAAAGACCUUUGUUGGUGUGAACUCUGUAAAUAGGAAUGUGUUGUACGGUGGUUGUUGAAUAAACAGCCCAUUAAUGAAUCAC